Molecule: messenger RNA, 1556 nt
Organism: Thunnus maccoyii (southern bluefin tuna)
Lineage: Eukaryota; Metazoa; Chordata; Actinopteri; Scombriformes; Scombridae
Gene: pigc
Product: phosphatidylinositol glycan anchor biosynthesis, class C
Exons: 3
Coding region: 106-990 (294 amino acids)
Biological process (GO): GPI anchor biosynthetic process
Cellular component (GO): membrane; glycosylphosphatidylinositol-N-acetylglucosaminyltransferase (GPI-GnT) complex
Source: RefSeq, a predicted model, not a curated record
UUUAUAACCAACAACAGGGGGCGCUGUGAGCUCUCAGAAACAGCUUCACUUCCGGGACAAUGAUCAUCAGAUUGUAGCAGCGGCACCGAGCAAAAUCCCAGGGUGAUGGGGCCAGACAGUGCCCCGGGUCCAGCUGUGCCCUGGAGGAAGGUGCUAUGGGAGCGCCAGCCAUUCCCUGAUAACUAUGUGGACCAGAGGUUCCUGGAGGAAUUGCGGAGGAAUGAGGGCAUCCGGCAGUACCGCUACUGGGCUGUGGUGAAAGAAGCAGGCUUUGUGGGACAGCAACUGUCCUGCGUGGCCAUUUUCAUCACCCUCUGGCUCUACAUGGAGCAGGGUCUCCUGUCCCCUGAGACACUGCUGUGGACCAGCCUUGUAUGUGCCCUGCUGGGGUAUGGACUGUACCAAGCCUUGACGUCUCAGGUUGAAUCGGGGUGUGAGCCGCGGACUCGUCUGGCUGACUUACAGAGUGCCACUAUUUUCCUUUCUUUCACCUUUGGCUUCUCGCCAGUUCUAAAGACACUAACAGAGUCCGUGAGUACGGACACAGUGUAUGCUAUGUCCGCUGUGAUGCUUUUGGCCCACCUGGUGUCGUUCCCUUACGCUCAGCCCUCACCCCCGGGCAGCCUCUCCCUAAAUGCAGCCUUGUUUGCAUCUGUGUGUUUAGCUUCCAGGUUACCCGGCGCUCUGCACACCUUCGCCAUGCUCAGCUGUGCCCUGGCGGUGUUUGCCCUGUGGCCCUGCUUGCUGCAGAGGAUGAGGGAGAACGCUCCUCGCCAGUUUACUGGAGUGUGUGUGGGAGUGUGCAUCGGAGGCGUAGGUGGACUGGGGUCCCAGUCAUCAGGCGGAGCCGUGCUCUUCGCCCUAGCGCUGAUGAGUGUUACAUUGCUCUGUCCCCUGCUGCUAGUCAGGCUGCAGAGGCACAAGGACAACAUCCAGGGACCCUGGGAUGAGGCUGAAAUUCACGAGGACCUCAGCCGCUUCCUUCACUAGCGGACAGAGUGAAGAGUUCUCCUGACCAAACUGACUUUUAAGGUGUAAGCCAACGGUAAACUUUGUAUGAAUGAAUUUACUGUCAGCCUGAAGUAUUAUAUCGGUGCUGUACAUUCAAACGGACAGGCGCUAACUCUUAACAUUGGUCCACAUGUGUUUGGACAGCCAUGACAACUUAUUCUCUUCUAGAGAAUAUGAAGAUGUUUUUAAAGUUCGAGCUGCUACUGUCUUUCAACUGUUGACCUCAGAAUUUGUAUGAAAAGUAAUGUGAAAUGCUGUCUUACAUUACUGUACACACUCUGAUGCUAUGCACCUAUUUGAUAUCAGUGAUGUUUUAAUUAAUGUGUGGGAGAUUCCAUUAUGUAUAGUAUGUUGUUGGUGCUGUGACUGGAUGGACAGGUGCACUGUGUUUAACUCAGUGGCUUGAUGAACAAGGGCUCUAAUUCCAUUGCAAACUAUGUUGAAAUUAAAUAUCAGUAGAAGAAUUUUUAGAUUUUAAGGGAUUUUGCCAUAAAGAGAAUUCUCAUUGUAAGUUAUUUAAUAAAACACUUAGGGAUUAUUUUCUA